AUGGCUCUCUUUGUCCCCGUUGGUCUCGCCCUCUUGGGUCUUGCCAAUGCCCAGACGCCAGUCGGUACUGAAGUCCACCCACAACUCACAACCUAUCGCUGUACAGUGGCCGGUGGGUGUACCGAAGCCACAAACUAUGUUGUGCUCGACUCACUGGCACAUUGGGUUCACCAAGUCAAUAGCACCGUCGGCUGCGGAGACUGGGGCAAUGCUCCCAAUGCGACUGCGUGCCCUACCGAAGAGGCCUGCGCGGCCAACUGUAUCCAAGAGGCCCAGACUGAUUACAGCACCGUCGGCGUGACGACAGACGGCGCGUCGCUGCGCAUGCAGAUGAUUGUGAACAAUGCCUCGGUCUCUCCUCGCAUCUACCUUCUCGAUGAGACGGAGGAAAAGUACGAGAUGACCAAGUUUACCGGUGCCGAGUUUUCCUUUGACAUUGAUGCCACCGCGCUCCCGUGUGGAAUGAACAGUGCUCUGUAUCUUUCCGAGAUGGAGGACGAUGGUGGUCUCAGUGAGCUGAACCAAGGAGGUGCCGCUCGUGGUACUGGAUAUUGCGAUGCCCAGUGCUACACUACACCAUUCAUCAACGGUGUUGGCAACCUUGAUGGUGCUGGUGCUUGCUGCAACGAAAUGGAUAUCUGGGAGGCCAAUGCUCGUGCAACCCAAAUCGCACCGCACCCCUGCAACGAGUCCGGUGUCUACCUAUGCUCCGGAACCGAAUGCGCCUCAGAGGGCGUCUGUGACAAGAACGGCUGCGGCUGGAACACAUACCGACUUGACCAAGCCGACUACUACGGCGAAGGGUCCGAAUUCGACGUGGACACCACCAAGCCCUUUACCGUGGUGACGCAAUUCCCCGUCGAUGAGACCACGGGCAAGCUGGCCGCCAUUAACCGACUAUACGUCCAGGAUGGCGUUGUCCUCAAGGCCGAGACGGUUGCCAAGGAAGGCCUACCCGCCGUCGACUCCAUCACGGACGAGUACUGCACCGCCAGCGGCGCCAGCGCCUUUGACCGGCUCGGCGCCCUCGAGGCCAUGGGCGAUGCCAUGACCCGCGGCAUGGUCAUGGCCUUUAGCAUCUGGUGGUCGACGGAUGGGUCCAUGGUCUGGCUCGACGGUGCCUCGCAAGGCGCCGGCCCUUGCACCGACUCUGAAGACCUGCCCGAGAAUAUCCUUGCCGUGGAGCCCGAGCCCGAGGUCACAUUCAGCAACCUGAAGUGGGGUGAGAUUGGCAGCACCUUUGCCGCGGCGACCAAUGCGACUUCGCGUAUUCGCUUUGCUAGGAACCUUACCAAGAGGCACUGGUGA
Molecule: messenger RNA, 1308 nt
Organism: Pestalotiopsis fici W106-1
Lineage: Eukaryota; Fungi; Ascomycota; Sordariomycetes; Amphisphaeriales; Sporocadaceae
Product: Endoglucanase EG-1
Exons: 2
Coding region: 1-1308 (435 amino acids)
Biological process (GO): carbohydrate metabolic process
Molecular function (GO): hydrolase activity, hydrolyzing O-glycosyl compounds
Source: RefSeq, a predicted model, not a curated record